Molecule: messenger RNA, 1943 nt
Organism: Olea europaea var. sylvestris
Lineage: Eukaryota; Viridiplantae; Streptophyta; Magnoliopsida; Lamiales; Oleaceae
Product: protein IQ-DOMAIN 1-like
Exons: 6
Coding region: 428-1585 (385 amino acids)
Molecular function (GO): protein binding
Source: RefSeq, a predicted model, not a curated record
UACCCCAAACUGCGAAAAAGCUGUCAACUCCGAAGGAAUUGGCAUAGUCCCAGUUGCAAGCAAACUUUAAUAAAAUCCAGUAAAGUGUCAGCCAUGUGCAUAAAGUUAUGGAACCUUCAAAUCCUUCCUUUCUCUAUACUCUAUGCUUUACAAUUGUGAUGCUUUACAAUUGUACAUUCGCUUUUGCAAUUUAAAGCCUCCAAUUCCAGCUCUAAAGUUCUGCAAAUAUGGCAGAUGUUUUGGUUCAAUUCCAGCUAAAUAUCAUUAAUUAAGUACUGGUUCCCUUUUUUGCCGAUGAUCUACACGAGUCUGCAGAGGGAGCAUGAUCACUAUUAUGUAGCUGAAGCUUUCUUUUUUCCUCUUUCUAUAUAAUUGUAGUGUUUUCUUGAAAAGGGGCUCAAAGAAUUCUGCUAAGGGAUUAACUGAGAUGAGAAUCACAGGGGAACUAGUUAGAAGUGCGUUCUCGAAAAGCCUGUCUGUACGAAUGCGUGACAGCCAUGCUAGGAGUUAUACUGUGGAAAAGAAAAGAUGGAGUUCAGUAAGAUCAUACCUUUGCGGGGAUGAGUUUAGUUCAAUAGUUGCAGAGGAUGAUUCAUCGAGCUUCACACCUGCAAUUGAUGAAGGUGAAUUUACUUCAGUUUAUGCAGAGGCGGAUACGGCUUCUAUUAAAAGCUCUGAGGCCACUGUCAAUCAACCAUUGGCAGGAGAUUUCAAGGACCAAGCAGCUGCUGAAAUCAAUGAGGUGAAGAAUGGAAAUCCAAAGGAAAAGCAAAACUCAACCUACAAACUUUUUCAGCAAGAAGAUGCUGCAAUGAUCAUUCAGUCGGCAUUUAGAAGAUUUCUGGCUCGACGAGCUAAUGAAGGAAUGAAGUUGCAAGAUUGUAAGGCAGAUCCUGUAGGAAGUCCAAGUAGAGAGUCUAUGGGCACAUCAAUUGAAGUUCAAACUGGAAAUUCCGACAUUUUCUCUUUCCAAGAAGAAAGCAUGGCUGUGCACCAUCCAGCACGACAUAGAAGUAGAGCCCAAGUGCUCAAGCUACAGGAAGACUGGGAUGAUAGCACUGUAAGUAGUGUCAUAUCAAAAAUGAGAAUUCAAAACAAGCUGGAAGCAGCAACAAGGCGCGAGAGAGCUCUAGCUUAUGCUUUUUCACAACAGUUAAGAAUAUGCUCGAAGAAAAAACAAAUCAAAUUCAACAGUAAUGAAACCGGCGUGGGUUGGAGCUGGCUGGAACGAUGGAUGGCGACUCGUCUGCCAGAAAACACCAUGAUGGAAGACCGAAUGUACAAGCAAAUUGAGGCAGUUAGUGGUCACCAAACAAAUAGGAUGAGGAAGAGACUGCUUGAUAUGGCAAUGGAAGAGAAGGAGAGUUGUGGAUCUAACGAUGUCUCUCUGCGCAUUGAAGUCGGAUCUGUAGCUGCACCCAAGGAUAUCCCAAGGCCUCCCAAGAACAGGAAUAAGACAAUAAGAAAUAUUACCAAACGAGAUGCAGCAUCUAGCUACCUUUGUCCAAGAGAAUCAAAGGAUAGCAAGAAAGUACGUCAACUAGAGGAUGGAAAAGAUAAGAUGAAAAUAUCAAAGCAGGCAUGAAAUAAAAGAGAGAUGAAAAACACGGAUUAUACAUCUCAAGUACCACCAGAGAUUGAAUAAUUUUCACAAUUUGGGACUUCAAAUCUGGCCUACUAAGUUUGUUUUAAAUAAAUUGUGUAAAUGUGUAAUGUCCUGUGGGAACUUUGAGAUCCCCUUGUAUAUUUCAUUUUAUGACCUUGGACAUCCAUGUUGUAGUUAGCAGAAAUGAUCGUGCAUAAAUUAUAAUAAAAUAAAUCAAGCUUUAUUUUUUUAGAUGUACAACCAACAAUGUUUAUUGUAAAGGACAAGGGAAUGUUGCACCAUUAGUCGACUUAUGACCUUGUAGCAACUUGGUCCUUUAAACUAUUUAUUAUUAUUA